This is a messenger RNA of Lytechinus variegatus (green sea urchin), 2461 nucleotides long. RefSeq lists its product as uncharacterized. The record is from RefSeq and is a predicted model, not a curated record. Bases 474 to 1820 code for a protein of 448 amino acids. The transcript is spliced from 2 exons. Lineage: Eukaryota; Metazoa; Echinodermata; Echinoidea; Temnopleuroida; Toxopneustidae.
CCCAUUGAUCACUUUCACCGACUUCAACAGCAAAAAGAAAGAAGAGGUAUCGUCAAUGAUGAACACGUAUUUGUAUGUGAUCUUGUAUAUAAACGUGCUACAGGCGUGGGCUUCCUUCUCGUUAAAUUUCAUACUUAUUUAUCAUUUUUAUGUGAUUCUUCCGCGUUGAACUGACAUGAUAAGAGAGGAAAAAAGAUGACAUCCAACUGCUGCUAGUUCGAUUAUAUGACAACGAUGGAUGUCUUUGCUUCUAAGAAUGGCCUUCUCUGUUAAAUUGCUUUAAAAUAGAAAAUGAAUCUUUGAUGAACCACAGGAGCCUCGCUACACCUACCAUGCGAGCAAAUUUUACGAAGUUGGGCGCCUCCUAAUAGAAAGAUCUUGCAGUAUGUUUGGAGAAUGAGAUAUCAGCUAUAAUCAGACACACACAAAAAAAAAAAAAAAAAAUUACGACCGUGACCUGAGACACCGCCACAAUGCUUCACCUAAACCGAACGUUGAGGUCGCGACGAAGAAAGUUAGACUACACCUGGAUAUUUGUUAUAAUGACAGCAUUCUUUCUACUAUGUUCUGUCUUUUCAAUCAUGUUCAAUUCAUUUAAUAAAAACGCACCUUCUCGGAAAUACAGUCAUUUGAUAGACUGGGAUGGACGGAUAUAUGUGGCGCCGAAAAACAAAACAAACUUUUCAAGGAAGAGUUUUUAUCAGUAUUCAUCACCAAGAAAUAAUAUGUGCUUUUUUUCAAGUUUCCUAGAAGAGGAAGGGAUGCCCAAACUUCAUUCAGCAUUCGCUGAUCCCGUAUCCCACAAUGUGGUCUUCAUCGGAACGCGGUUACUUGAAGACAACUGGACCCGCGAAACAUUCGUCACCCAUUUUGAAAGUGGGGAGCGCAGAUUGUGUGAUCCCAUUGUAGAGGAUUAUUUUAGCUUUGGAUAUAUCUCUCAGUUCAACAUUGUUCUGACGUGCCCACUUCCAUCGUCCCUGUACCAGAGUCUACAGUUUACCUUGAGUCUUCAGCGCAUGACCAAUGUCAAGAAGUAUCGCAGGUACGCAUAUGACAACCUGACAAUUUGCCAGUCGGGAUCGUCUAACUUUAAAAGGUAUCACCUAUCAGCCUGCACCAUGGUAAGAAACAUGGAUCACUACCUACCAGAGUGGAUUGCCAUACAUCGAUACGUUGGUGUCCAACAUUUCUUUCUCUAUGAUAACGAGCCAGAGGAAACGAGCAAACUCAGGCAGACUGUUCGUCGUGAGAUCGCAGAGGGCGUCGUUACAGUCAUACCCUGGACACACAUUGCCUUGGGACAGAAAACGUAUUUAGAGGUUCAGAUUGCCCAUGAAAACGACUGCCUGUGGAGAAACAGGUACCGAACGAAAUGGAUGAUCAAGAUUGAUGUUGAUGAGUUCGUGCAGCCAAUGAAUGAAAGCAAACGAAAAAUAACCGAUUAUCUCGAAGGUCCAAAUUUUGAAACGAUGGGGGCCGCGAGAUUGCAGAACUGGUUUUUUGGACGCCAUUCAGCCGAUAAGUCGGCAAUGGCUACCAAUGGUUCAAUCAUAGAAAGAAAUAUCUGGAGGCCAAGCUAUCCUUCGCCACAGAACUGCGGCCGUGACAAAAACAUUAUUCAACCAAAGUAUGUCCAUUAUUUUAAAAUCCAUGCAAUCAAAAUAGGAGCAGAGGCAAUCUCUUUGAACCCCUACAACGAGCUGCGGUUAGUGCAUUACAGGCAAGACAAUUCACGCGUUAGACAUUUUGAUCUUCCACCAUUCACACACCAAGACUUCAGUAUGGUGAAGCUAAUACGAGAAGCAAGGAAGGCACAAUGAGAUAAUAGGAGCCUAAUCUGGUGAAAAUCUUUAAUUAACGAAAAAUGACAACGAAGUUAAUGACGGCGUUAUUCUAGAAGAAUUUUAUAGAUUUAAAAAAUUAAUUUUAAUAUUUGCCAUUUCUAUGCAUGAAUCAUUUUGUAUCAAGGCCUAACAUGCGAAUAUAAUGACAAGUUUUUCGCGAAAGCAUGAAGUAAAAAAGACAAAUAUAAAGAUGAAUGAUUCUUAAAGAUUAAUUAUAAAUGCUUUGAAUAGUAUGGGUUUUAUCGAGGGCAGAAUGAGAAAGAUAUAUCCUAAAACCACUACCGCCGGUGUGGCGGAUUAUUACGUUAAUUUCAUCAGCAUGCUAUCAGUUUAACUACUAGUCUUUGCUAUUAUUUUGGUUCGAGUUUUAGAUAAAAAUAUUUCUGUUCCAACAAGCAUCUUACAUCAUUAAUUUAGUUAUCAUUUAAGAAAUUAUGCAGUAACAACACAUACCUUGGUCGUCACAUUAUCGGAAUGCGGAAUAAUAUUUAUUGGGUAAAUAAAGGGAAGGACCGUUUUGACGAUACAUUGAAUUUGAUAAAAACUAAUAGUACGAUUGGGAUGAAGGUUUUACCGAUAUUCAUUACGACAUUAUAUAUAUAUAUAUAUAUAUAUAU